This is a messenger RNA of Alligator sinensis (Chinese alligator), 3014 nucleotides long. RefSeq names its product solute carrier family 25 member 37 (gene SLC25A37). Gene Ontology annotation, molecular function: ferrous iron transmembrane transporter activity. Gene Ontology annotation, biological process: iron import into the mitochondrion. Gene Ontology annotation, cellular component: mitochondrial membrane. NCBI's taxonomy places the organism in Eukaryota, Metazoa, Chordata, Crocodylia, Alligatoridae. The transcript is spliced from 4 exons. The coding region runs from base 1 to 1011 and encodes 336 amino acids. The record is from RefSeq and is a predicted model, not a curated record.
AUGGAGCUGCGCUGCAGCGUGGCGGGCAGCGGCGGGGGCCAGGCGGCCGUGGGGGCCGGGCCGGGGCUGGCCAUGGAAGGCCAGGGCUGCGGGGAGGACUACGAGAGCCUGCCCACCAGCGUCUCCCCCUCCACCCACAUGGUGGCUGGGGCUGAGGCCGGGAUCAUGGAGCACACGGUCAUGUACCCCGUGGACUCGGUGAAGACCAGAAUGCAGAGCCUGCAGCCGGAUCCCAAAGCCCAGUACAAGAGCGUGUAUGGAGCCCUGAAGAGGAUGGUACUCACCGAGGGCUUCUGGAGGCCUUUACGCGGAAUUAAUGUCACCAUGCUGGGAGCUGGCCCUGCCCAUGCCAUGUAUUUUGCCUGCUAUGAAAAAAUGAAAAGGACUUUAAGUGACAUUAUUCAGCAAGGAGGAAACAGCCACCUGGCCAACGGCAUAGCUGGGAGCAUGGCCACAUUACUCCAUGAUGCAGUAAUGAAUCCAGCUGAAGUGGUGAAGCAGCGGAUGCAGAUGUACAACUCUCCUUACAAAUCUGUUUUGGACUGCAUCAGGACAGUGCACAGGACGGAAGGGUUUGGUGCCUUUUACCGGAGUUAUACCACACAGCUCACCAUGAACGUGCCCUUCCAAGCUAUUCAUUUCAUCGUGUACGAAAUCACGCAGGAGAAAAUCAACCCUCGUCGAGAGUAUAACCCCCGCUCGCACAUUCUCUCUGGUGCCAUUGCUGGGGCAGUGGCUGCUGCUGCCACCACCCCCCUCGAUGUUUGCAAGACAUUGCUAAACACUCAGGAAAACAUGGCACUGAGUUCACUAAACAUCAGUGGACACCUCUCGGGAAUGGUAAAUGCCUUCAGGACUGUGUAUCAGCUUGGUGGUAUCCCAGCGUAUUUCAGAGGAGUGCAGGCUCGUGUCAUUUACCAGAUGCCUUCUACCGCCAUCGCGUGGUCAGUGUAUGAAUUCUUCAAGUACUUCAUUACCAAGCACAAGCUGGAAAAGAGAACCCCCUACUGAAGGACUUGACGGGAGUGAACCCAAGCUUCACAAGUCUUUUAUAUAGAAGCUCCAUGAUUCUCUCCUCUUUUGAACAUGCCAAAUUCUGGUGGAUUCACAAUUGAAUUUCACUUUUCUCUCUCUCUCUCUCUCUCUCUCUCUCUCUCUCAAAGGGAGGGAUGAAGUGGUCACUGGAGAAACUUGGCUCCUGUGUUCCUAGAAUCAAAUUGUCCAGAAACUUUUUGUAAUAUAAAUAUAUAUUUAUAACUUUAUUUUUGAAAAAGUAAAAUCGCUAACAAAUGGGGUUUCUUUCCCUCUGAACAAAGUCGAAGAUGCAAGGUUACCACCUCACCAUCGAGCUUAGACUGUUUGGUGGGGGGGCCAAGAAAUAGCACAUUGACGUUUUUGUUGCUAAGAAAGUAAAUAUCCUGUCACAUCAAAUUUUUAUAUAAAACUUUAAUAUAGAAUAGAUGGAAAAUGUUUAUCCUUUAUUUUUCUACAUAAGAACUUGUGGUUUUAUUAAUAAGACCACAGCUUGUGGCGGAGCUGUUUUAAAAAAGGGCUGAAUUCUUUCAUUGUAACAUGUAAGGAAAAAUGCCAAAGCUUCUUAAUUUUUAUUUUUAUUUUUUUAAAACCAGAAUGGCUUUAUUAUUGGCAGCAUUGAGCCCAAAACAGCAGCCAGUGUUUUAAUUUGGGUUCUGUGAUGCCUCCUAUUUUUUGGUGCCUGCUUGAGACCCCUCAAGUUGGGUGGCCAAAAUUACCAGCUCUUCUUGGGAAGAAUCUUCAUCUAUUCCAUGUUUUUUAGCUAGUUGUUGACAUCUUAAGAUUUCUACCGUAAGGAUGAGUAUUUUUAGAAAAUGCUUAACAAUUUUGCUUAUAAGUACACUUAUAGCAUUCUAAGGCUUUAUCACUAACUUAUUUAUUCAUGGACUUAUUUCCUGAGAAGGCCCUGAUCCUGCUUACGUGAAUAACUGUCCACACAACUAGUUCCAGCUUUAUCUUUCACGUUGAUAAAGUUGCUCCCACGCACAUGUAUGCCAGAGCAGAACAUCUGUUUACAGUUUCAUAAAGCAGCUUGGGUUGAGUGGUAAAAGGAGCAUAUUGACAACACACAAAGAUGAAAGGCCUUGGAGAAAAUGAAAGCCUUAACUAGGAGAACUGCAAAUUGCAAUCUUUUAAAAUUGAAGCAAAAAGCAGUGGCUUGCUGAAGUCCAAUUGAAGUGCCCUAAGAAAAAUCCCAAAGCUUCAAGUGCUCUUGGGAUUUUUAUUUUAUUUUUUUUCCUUUUGGCUUUUUGCUUGCUGCUAUGAAAUCCUCUGCUUUGGUCUGUGCUUCAUAGAAGACUCUGUGCAUUCAAAAAAGGACAUUUUAUCCCUUCGUCCUUUCUGUAGGCUUUUUUGCAAGCUGGAUUUGUGGAUGACUCAUCUCCGCUCAGUCUCCAUACCUCAUCGUCAUGUCUACUCAGUUGUUUACAAAGUGUAGCUCCUGUGCUUGAGGCUAGGAAAAACCAUUUAUUUUUGAGUGUUUGUUUUUCCUAGUUCAAACUGACCAAUGAUGCGAAUAGAGUGGCUGAAUUUUAAAAGCAACACUUGGUCAAAAGUUCUCUAAAUUCAGUGCAAUAUACUGCAGAGGAGGGAAACUUUUGAGUGCCUGAGGAGCAGGUUUGCUGAACUACAGAUAGUUCAUUGCUGGCUAGCCAUCUGGCUAGAUGAGGUGGUUAGCUUCAUUAUAAACUAUUUGAAGGAUUUCUUUUUCUUUUUUUUUUUCCUUUGGUAGGCAAAUACAUGCAACUUAAUAGUUACACUCUUCAAUGGGACGUCAAUUGAGAAAUCCUUGUUUUAUCUGGACUUUUUUUUUUUACUUGCUAACAAAAAUUAACACGCAAAAUGAAGGAGUGAUAAUGCUGCAACUUUUUAGUUUGCUUUUUUCCCCCUUUUUUUUUUUGCAGUAGGCAAUUCUAGUAAUUUCCUCCUUUCUCCUGUGGUUUGUGUGGAUCUUUUGAAUGGCAACAUGAGAGUCCUGUUAA